This is a messenger RNA of Chilo suppressalis (striped riceborer), 6873 nucleotides long. The record is from the annotation of a GenBank genome assembly. NCBI's taxonomy places the organism in Eukaryota, Metazoa, Arthropoda, Insecta, Lepidoptera, Crambidae.
GAUUCAGAUUCAGACUCAGAAAACAAAGCGCGAGAAAAAGCAGGCAACCUGCUUAGACUACACUGUUUAUUUCUCGCGCUUGUUUUCGGAAUCUGAAUCUGAAUCUGAGUGCACUCUGGCCGCACCCUAUGGUGGGGGGAGUGCCAUAGAUAGUAGAGGACAACUGAUGACGAAUGCGGCCGCUAGGGGGCGCCUUUGUGCGUGUUCAUAUGUCAAGACAGGGUUGCCAUCUCAAUUUUAAAGGCUUGGGAUAGGAUCUGUGCCGGGUGCGGAGACGUAGUGAAGUCCCUCGACGGGGAUCUCGCGGGUCCGCACUAAACAGCGUAGAGGGUUUUCGCAGGAUUUUUCAGCGGAUAGUAUGCGCUAAACGCUCGUGAGCCGCGCAGACUGCUUAACGACUUUUCCGUUUCUCACCCGUGAGACUUGCGAGAGGCUAGGUGUGAGGUUUUUUCGUUGGUGUGCUUAUUAAGGGAGGCAACGUCUGUAAACAGAGGUUUUGCCUAUCUAAUAAAAAAAGCGACAAUGCUAGUAUUUAAAAAAACAGUCUUGUAUUAAUGUCUUUAUAUAUAUUAACUAUAUAUAUUCCUGGUUAUUAUUUUAUUUCAUUUAAUUUUUAUAUUUUGAUACAGAGAAAUAUCGGAUCUUGGCUUUGCCUUGAAUCGAUUUAUUUGGAAUUGCGAUUUACAUUGGGCAUCCCUAAACCGAAAAUCAAUCGACGGAUGUCACAGAGUAGGACGUCCGUGCGCACUUUUAUUGUUUUGGAAUGUAAAUAAAUAAUAGGACUAGACCCCUAACAAUGAAAUUGAAGAAAGACUAGAUUUAAAUUCUUAUUUUUGGCUCGUAUUUUGCCUAUUAAAUGUAAAUAUGAAUGUUUAUACUGUAUAAAGUACAAUUAUAUUUAUCCACAAUGAAGUGGAUUUUAAUAUGUUUAUUUCCAAUUGUUUCUGUCCUUACUUGGUAUGUUCCUUUAGUAUGGAACAUGAUUUAUUUGUUACUGUGUGCUGUAUUCGUUACUUUAGUAGUGUUUCUGGUUACACUUUGGGCCCAUGUCGCGCUUUCUUCUCCACAUCAAACUUCUCUAUUUUUAAUAGAAAGAGUGGAAAAAGAUGUACGUGAAUUGGAGCAAUACCUAAAAGAAGAUGACAACAAUUGGCCUCGUAUGACUAAAAAGAAUCAUUUACCUGUUAUAUUUGGCCGCACAGUAGAUAGCCAGUUGCAGCAACUGAUAGAUUUUGUCCUCCGAGACUUUGUUACGUGUUGGUUAAAAGAAUUAUCUCAUAAACCAGACCCAGUAAUAGAUAAGUUCAAAGAACACACAUGGGGUGCAAUUCAAAAUCUGUAUGAGAGACUAUUAAAGGUAGAUGCAGAAAAAUUACUUGCUGGCGAUAUGGUUACCAAAAUUACUCAACAUUUUGAAAGAAUUAGAAUUGCAAGAAGCUGCGCAUUGGAAUUAAAUCAGACACCAGUGUUUGCAUUAGCUCCUCACUUGAUGUCAUGUGAAACAGAACUUCACUAUUUACGACAGAUUAGUGAGCUCAUCAUUAUGUUCCUUUUACCGCGUUGUUACUCACUUUCACCUACAUCACAUUUAAUGAGAGAGAUUCUGGCAUGCAAAGUUUUACAACCAGCAAUAGAUCUUAUUACCGAGCCUGAUUAUAUUAAUCAAAAGAUAAUCCAAUAUUUGGAAGCUCAGAAGGAAGUAGACGCCAUGCAUGUACGCACGCACGAGUAUGCGAAGACAUUCGAGGAUUACAUAAGGCUAAUAACAAACUGCAAUAAUGUCGACACUCUGAAACGGUUACGGUACGAUAUUGUUAGUCAAAUAAUGCAAGCAACUACCUUACAAAAUGUGAAACGGGCUAAAGGCAUAGACAUAGACGUUAUAGAGAAAAGUGGAGUGCAGCAGAACGUGAGCAGACAACAAAUUAACGACGCAAAGAAACUAAAGAGGUAUAUUAGUCAGUUGACUAUUGCUAAAGCCGAGUGCGAACUGGCUCUGAGAAAAUUGGGAUGGGAUGGAGCUUUCCCGACUGUCGAGUCCAAUAGUAAGACUCUUCCUCUACAUAAAAUCAUGGAAAGCGUAACGGGGCGCCGUUAUUUGUCAAUGUUCCUGGAGACUAUGUGUUCUCAAGGCCUAGUCGGUUUCUGGACAGCAGUAGAAGAGCUAAGGCACAGUCCUAGGAGUAGCUGGCAUCAGUUGGGUGCGGAAAUAUUUUACACUUACAUAAGGUCGCCUAGUGCGGAGCUUAAAGUUGAUAAGGAAACAAGGAAACGAAUGGAGUCAUUUUUAUUGGGUGACAAAGGACCAGAAGUUUUUUAUGAAGUCCAAGAUACUGUUGUAGAUACCAUUCAAGAAAAAUAUUACUCAUCAUUCCUAUUGAGCGAUCAAUAUACGGCUUUGAUCGCAGAACUAGCUACAGAAGAAGCUAACAAAGAAAUGAGUUCAGAAAGGUCUCCCAUAGAAGACAGGCAGUUGUCCAACGAAUCCGUGUCGUCUGCGGAGAGUGUAGGCGGGGCACAUCUUACGGAACAUUCCACUUAUGCCCGCAGAAAACUCGACCAAUUGCAAGAGAGGCACAAUAAUAAAAUACAGGCUUUAGCCGCUCUUCGUGCGUCCCUAAAACCAGACUCCCCAGCUCUAUCAAUGCUGGCGAAUGAAGUGGAAAGAUUAGCGGGCGAACAGAUGAGACUGGAAGCGCAUCUAGCUCGCACAGACACGUGGGCAGAACAUUUGGGCAGUUGGCGGGCCACUGUCCAUAGCGCUGAGGUAAUAGACGAAUCGAAACCACCACAGUUCGUGAUAGUAGUUCACAUGGCCGAACAGGAAGUGGCCGCGUGCGAAGAGAAACCGGAACAAAUAUCCACCGGUUGGGUGCUUCUGAGGACACUCAAUGAGUUUCAAGAAUUACAUCGAAAAUUAAGGCCUUUAUGUUCAGAACUGAAAAAUUUAGAACUACCGACCAAUUCAUUCAAAUUUUUGUUUGGCAAAAACGACAGAAACUCUUUGGAAAAAGCAAAAAUUUUAAUACAAAAGUAUUUAGAAUUUGUUUUAGAAGACGACAGACUGAAUCAAAGUGAAGCUUUAUAUACAUUCCUGAAUCCGAGUUCAGAAUUAAUGAAACAAGGAGAUCUACCAAAGAAAAAUAAAUUUUCAUUUUCUACUUUAUUUAAAAGCACAAGCAGUGAAGCGACAAGCAGAUCAUCCCAAGAAAGGGAGGCAUUCGCUCACCUCUCGGCCGAUGAAGAUGAAAUAUCAUUGUACUUAGACGGGAACGGAGGCGAUGGUAAUAACAAAAAUAUCAGUGGUGCUAUGAGAGGUGUCGGUAUAGCAGGUGAAGAGAGAGACAGUAUAGCGGAGCCGUUGUACUCGCUGCUGAGCGAAGUAUUCGACAUGCGAGGCGUGUUCCGAUGGCUGAGGAAAACUCUGGUCACUUUCGUGCAGAUCACAUACGGACGGACUAUAAAUAGGUAAGUAUAACUUUCAUGAAAAUUAUUUCUUAAAAAAAACAAGAAAAGAAAACUGUAGAUUUGUGAACCCAGCAGUCAAAUGUUAAAAAUAAUGAAGUUUUUUCUAUGCUGUUUUAUCUAAAUUUUAUUUUACAGUAGUCCUGCGUUUUUGGUCAUAUUAUACCUUAAUAAGAAGGUAAAUAAUACUGAGACCGAUUAGCCUCGUCUUUGGUAUUAUUUUUAUUUUAAAAUGCGGGUAUACAUUGUAACGAAUCCCCAUUUCCCAAUUCUAGGUAUUUUGUAGGAAGGUUUGAAGUUUUAAAUUAUUGGCACGCCUUACUUUAAGUCAAAACCAGCAAAAGGCGUUAUUGAGUAAUACUAACGUGAAGCACAAUUGCUUUAUAUCUCUGCUCAACUUCAUAAUUUAUGGUAGACAGAGAAGCUCGAUGGCGCAGGGGGUUAGCGCAUUCGGUCUGCGAUCGUGAAAGUUAAACAAACAUUCGCAAUGGUCGGUCAUUGGAUAGGUAACCAAAAACUUAUUAUCUUGAACUCUUCCUUGCAUUGGAAGGUACGUUAAGCCGCUGGUCCCGGCUGCAUCUGCUGUCGUUAGGACCUUCCAAUCCGCACUGGGCUCGCAUGGUGGCCUAGUCUUCACAUGCCGUCCAUAAGAAAAGCCCGUGCCCCAGCAGUGGGGACGUAAUAGGCAGAUGAUGAUGGUGAAUAAGAGAUAUCCUGUUACAGGCAAAUCAAAGAGACGGUAUCGUGGCUGUUCUCGGAACAAAUGCUCCAUUAUUACAUCAGCGUAGUGCUUAAGUCGUGGUGGCCGGGCGGUGUAUUAAGUGAAAACACUUCCAACAGAAACUUUCAAGAUAAAGAGCAUACGCGGACCCUAGCGCUGCAACAGCUAAACGAAAGCGUAGUUAUAGCGCUUUCUUCGCUCGUCGGCGCUCAGACAGCCGCUCGAGGCGCGCACAAACUGUUCCACACCCUACAAAACACCACUCACAACAAGCAACUAUUCUAUGAACUCUUCGAAUUAUUUUUACUGGAGGUUUUUCCUGAACUCAAACGUUAUCAUUAAAUAGAUCUACGUGCAUAGGUAAGAUACGGCCAUGACAAUAGAAUAAUCAAAUUGUUAAAUAAUAUAUGUAUUAUAAUCUUACAGGGAUUUUCUCCAAAAGAUAACUUUCUCUUUAUAUUUGAUACUCUAUGAGAGGCAUUCCGUUUUAUAUUUUUAAACUUUGACUGAAAGUUUUUGUAUUGAUAGUCUAUCGAAGCUUCUUUGUUAAAUAGUACUUACAUUUAGUAGUGGAAUACAUGAAUAUGCAUAUUGUUUAUUUUGCUUAAUAAGAUUGAUCUCAUUAUUGCGUUGUACUGAUAACUAUGUACUCAUAAAUCACCUUCAUUUGUAUUCUAUAGUUAAUUUAUGCAAAUUUAAGUGCCAAAGUUUGCACAUUCCAUCCAUACCUAAAGGAAAUGACAGGAAAAUAUGGAUAAUGAGUAAAUAAAAAAAUGUAUUCCUAAUAUUAUUGAGAUGUAACUUAGCUACAAUAGAAAAGAAAUAAGGACUAAACUGCUCAAAUCAUUUUCGUCGGAAAUAUCAAUAAGAGUAACUCCACUUGAAAUUACAACGUGACUGCCAAUACGGAAGCAAUCGAUAUGCAGCUUACGAUUUAGUUGAUAUAACUGUUACUAAUAAAAAGGAGUAAUUCAAGGUCUGUUCACGCACAGAUGGUUCAGGGUUCAAAUCAAUUACCACACAGCUAAAGUCGCGGGCAUUCGCUAUUACAUAAUGAAUAAAAAUAUCACAAAAUUGUGAAUCUUAUUUGAAAUCGAAUCUACUACAGGUAUAAGUAGACCGCUUAACUGAGUCCUCGCCUGCGGGGUACAGGGUGUGGAGGAGGACGAAAACGGGGACCGUGAGAGUUGCGGGCGGCAGGCACAUUCUUGUCAAAAUUACAAGUGCCCGCACCUCUCACGGUCCCCGUUCUCGUCCCCCCCCCCCCCCCCCCCCCCAAACCAGCGUUGCCAAACGUCUCAAUUUUGGCGGGACGUCCCGAUUUUUAAAUCAAAAUUUAAUGUACCGCGCGGAACAGACUCAAUCCCGCUUUUCGGGAAUAACUCGACCGUGUGUGCAGCGUACUGAGAAAGCGCGGGUAGCACAGACAACCGACCGAGAUAAAAUCUAUCCCAGGACUCAAACCACCUCUUUACCAUAGGUUCAGCUGUUUAAGCGUGAAGGGGUAACAGACAAACACAUUUUCUCGUUCAUAAUAUUAGUAUCGAUUUGCAUCUAAAGUCAAUGACGUGCUGGCAUUUGGGCGAUCUUUACUACAUGAUGUAGAAAUAAUAGCGCGCGAUACAAACGGCCUUUGAUAAAGAAUCACUUUUUUUAACAAAGGAAAAAUAAGGUUUUUUAAAAAAUUAAGAGCUUUUACUUUUUAAUAUACUUUAUUGAAAAUCAUUUUCUAUAUCUAGCGGUAUAUUUGCACACCGUUUGAUCUCUACUAUUGACAGUCUAAAUACUUUAAAAAGCUGUUUAGAUUUCUCUGAUUUCUUACAGCAAUUUAGUUCUGUCACAUCUUGGAAUACUGUAUGGUCAACAGCCCAUCGAUUUUCGCAGUUUAAAAUACUAACAAUCAAAUUUGAUCUUUGCUUUAAAUAAUUUAAGGUUUGUGUUCGAUAACUCGAUGCUAUGUUCAUGAAAUAUCGGAAGCUAGGAUUUUAGGUGCACUAUUAUAUAAUAAUGAUUAAAUUUGUUUUUUCAUGAAAAUCAUGUUUGCUUAAAUAUGUGUACCUGAUUGUUAGGUAUUGUAAACAUUUCCUUUAAGUUGUUUAAUGAUGUGCUUAUAUAAGUGGGUGAAUGUGCGUGCCGUUGGCUGUGCUUUAUGGUGCACUAGCAAUUGUUAUUAAAAGCACCCUUUAUAUGUAUUAGGCGAUUUCAGAAUAUGUAAAUCUAUCGGAUAAAGUUAUUUUCAUUCUAACAUCCUUUCAAUAAACUUUAACUAACUUUUUUUUUAACUUUUGUUUCAGUUUCAAAUUAAAUUAAAGGGUAAUCGACUUAAAAAAUGAGUUGACAAUUUUAAGCUGUUUUGCAAUCUCAGCUUACGGUAAAAAAGUCUUCUUACAAAUACAAAUGUUCUAGUAAUUAAACUCGGCAAUGGACCGUGUGAUCCGAAAAAUGACCACAUGAAAAAGGAUAUGUUUUCCUUGAUUUGCCUUUGCCACUCGUUUCUAAAGAAAAAGAAAAAAUAUUGCAAAAUCUACGUAAGCGAUACUACGUUAUACUAUUACAAAAUUACGAUUCCGUAUAAUUUUCCUCUAUUUGACAUACUACAUACUAUAACUUUAUUAUCUCUUUGUGUAUUUUGAGAGUAACAAUAUUUUACGUGAUUCAGUAAAAUGUUUAUGUUCCAACAUAAACAU